AUGCCUCUAUUAGAAAGGGACUGCCGAAGGGAUGAGGUAGAAGAGCACAAGAAAAACCUUCCAUUGUCCGGGGAACCCGAGGAUUACAUAGAAGCCUAUCUCAUGGAAAUAGAGGAACUAAAGCGACGAGGGAAGUUGGAUCGAUAUCUCUCAGAAUUUGGACUGCGUUUGAACAUUGAGGAUUUAUUCUUCGCCGGAAACGAGACGACAUCAAACACCGUUCGUUGGUGCGUCCUGUUUCUCAUUUGUCACCCGGAACUUCAGGAGAAACUUCAGGCUGAAGUUGACAACGUUGUAGGUUCCGACCGAAUGCCUUCGCUGAACGACCGAAACAGAAUGCAAUACACGCAAGCCUUCACAAUGGAGGCGUUGAGACUGUCGCACUUGACCCCGUUGGGAUUUCCUCACGCGGCCACGGAGGACGUGGAAAUCGCCGGAUUUCGAUUCCCAAAGGAAACGAUGUUCUUAGCAAACGUUAGGCGGUGUCAUAUGAAUCCCAAGUUCUGGCCAGAUCCCGAAAAGUUUGAACCGGAAAGAUUCCUCAAUCCAGAUGGGUCCGUGAAGACCAAAGUCCCCAGUUUCAUUCCGUUCUCCUUCGGGAAGCGUCAGUGCAUGGGCGAGUCAUUGGCUCUGAUGGAACUCUUCUUGUUCAUGGCCAUCUUCAUGCAGAAAUUCACAUUUCGCACCACGACCGGACUUCCUCAUCCCAAAGCCGAGGGUGUUGAGAGCAUUACCUGGAAACCUCCCAAACCCUUUCAGUUCCUUGUCGAGGAAAGAAAACAUUGAAGCAAUGCCAUUUAUCAUAUCAUGUCAUUCAUCAUGAUUUUCUUGACUUAUCUCAUAUAUCUUCCGUUUGAUAAACGGUAUAUAACAGAAGGAGAAAUCAUUUGAAUGGAAUGCAAAUAUUUCGCUGGAUUUCGCACACCUG
Darwinula stevensoni is the source of this 928-nucleotide messenger RNA. The record is from the annotation of a GenBank genome assembly. Lineage: Eukaryota; Metazoa; Arthropoda; Ostracoda; Podocopida; Darwinulidae.